AAUCGUCAACCUGUCAACCUUCUCUCAGUGCAUACUGGGAACUAUAGUUUUUAUGAAGUUUCCCUUUGGUGGACGCUCCCAUUCCCCAACGUGUACUUCAAUGUGAAUUUGUGGGCGUGAGUGAAUGCUGCUGCCAGAGAACAGAAGGACUAUGGAGCUUUAGCUGGGAGUUUGCAGUGGGCAGAGGAAGUGGGGCCGUCUGAAACAACAAGGAAGCCCAGGACGAAAAAGCAAGGGAGGCUGCUCUUCGUUACUGCGAAGGGUUUCCUUUUCCUGCGAAGGGUUUCACCCUUCUCUCUUUCUGUGCCUAAGCAGUAUGCUGUUCCCUGCCUGCAACGUUUCCCGACAAGCACACCGUUGGUUGUAUGCUUUGAAAUUGGCAAAAGAAAGUGGCUUCCUGCCCGUGUGUGUAGCAAGAUGGGCUGCUUCUGCCCCAGUGCCUCGUAUCACCACUCACUAUACCAUUCACUCCCGGGACAAAGACAAACGAUGGGAAGGGGUGAGCAUGGAAAGAUUUGCGGAAGAAGCUGAUGUUGUUAUAGUUGGAGCAGGGCCCGCAGGUCUCUCUGCGGCAAUUCGGCUCAAACAGCUAGCUAGUGAACAUGGCAAAGAAAUCCGUGUUUGCCUGGUGGAGAAAGGAGCUCAGAUUGGAGCGCACAUACUUUCUGGGGCUUGCCUUGAACCACGUGCUUUGGAAGAACUUUUUCCAGAUUGGAAAGAACGAGGGGCUCCACUUCAUACUUCAGUAACAGAAGAUAAAUUUGGAAUAUUAACAAAGAGCUCUAGAAUUCCAGUUCCUAUUCUUCCAGGCCUUCCAAUGACUAAUCAUGGGAAUUACAUAGUUCGCUUAGGACACUUUGUGAGCUGGCUGGGUGAACAAGCAGAAGCGCUGGGUGUUGAAAUAUACCCAGGCUAUGCAGCAGCUGAGGUUCUUUUCCAUGAAGAUGGCAGUGUAAAAGGGGUUGCCACCAACGAUGUUGGAAUCCAAAAGGAUGGGGGACCUAAGGCUACAUUUGAAAGAGGCUUGGAACUGCACGCCAGAAUCACGGUGUUUGCAGAAGGUUGUCAUGGACAUCUUGCAAAGCAGUUGUACAACAAGUACAACCUGAGGGAAAACUGCCAACCCCAGACCUAUGGCAUUGGACUUAAGGAGUUGUGGCUUAUUGAUGAAAAGAAAUGGAAAUCAGGAAGAGUAGAGCACACUGUAGGUUGGCCAUUGGAUAGACAUACAUAUGGAGGAUCCUUUCUUUAUCAUCUUAAUGAGGGCGAACCACUAGUAGCCUUAGGGUUUGUGGUUGGCUUGGAUUAUCAAAAUCCUUUCUUGAGCCCAUUUAAGGAAUUCCAGAGGUGGAAGCAUCACCCUAGUGUAAAGCCUACUUUGGAAGGUGGAAAAAGGAUUGCUUAUGGUGCCCGAGCUCUGAAUGAAGGUGGCUUCCAGUCUAUACCCAAACUCACCUUUCCUGGUGGAGUCCUUAUUGGCUGCAGUCCAGGUUUCAUGAAUGUUCCUAAGAUUAAAGGCACGCACACUGCAAUGAAAAGUGGCAUGCUGGCUUCAGAAGCCAUUUUCAGCCAACUAACUAAUGAAAAUCUCCAAUCAAAAACAAUAGGUCUUAAUGUGCCUGAAUAUGAAGAUAAUUUGAAGAAGUCAUGGGUAUGGAAAGAGCUCUAUGCUGUCCGGAACAUCCGUCCAUCUUGUCAUGGUGUCCUGGGAGUGUAUGGAGGAAUGAUUUACACUGGCAUUUUCUAUUGGAUACUAAGGGGAAUGGAGCCUUGGACACUAAAACACCCAGGAACAGAUGCAUCACAGCUAAAGCCAGCCAAGGACUGCACACCUAUUGAAUACCCCAAACCUGAUGGAAAACUCAGUUUUGACUUGCUUUCAUCAGUGGCUCUAAGCGGUACAAAUCAUGAACAUGACCAGCCACCUCACUUAACGCUGAAGGAUGAUAGUGUUCCUGUCAACAAAAACCUAGCUAUCUAUGAUGGACCUGAGCAACGAUUCUGCCCUGCAGGUGUAUAUGAAUAUGUUCCUGUGGAAACUGGAGAAGGACUGCGGUUACAGAUAAAUGCUCAGAACUGUGUCCACUGCAAGACAUGUGAUAUUAAGGAUCCCAGCCAAAAUAUUAACUGGGUCGUACCUGAAGGUGGAGGAGGACCAGCUUAUAAUGGGAUGUAGCCUUGAUCAAAACUGACUGGCAGAACAUCCUUGACUAUGCUGCAGAACGAUUCAGGAUUUUGCCACCCUUGAAAAGGAAAUGUCUGAAUGGUUCUCCUGAGGCUAGCAUUGGCUGAACUUGUCUGGUGCCUUAAGUAGUAGAUACCGUAAAAAGGCACACUCAGGUAAAGCAAAAUGUACCAGAGAACAUGGAGUGAGAAUGACUUGACUACAUUCGUCUGACCUAUCAGAUCUUUCUUGAAUUCAGUACUAAUGAUGGAUGUAGCCCAGUCAAGGAUAUGAAACUUCAGAGCAAUUUUGGGUAGAUGUGGCCUGGUAUAACUGAUUCUGUUUAAUAAAUGAUGCAUUCAGUAUACGAUGCUUAAAAAUUGUUUAUUUAACACCACUUAACAGCAUUUGAAAUCUGCAGUAAUUGCCUGCUGAACUAAAUCUCAGGUAUGUUACUGAACAUUGUCCAAAUUCCUUGCACUUGAUCAUUAUUAAGUUUCAUUUUGUAGCUGCUCUUACACUUUUAGCAUAUUAUUUCCAUUAAGUGCCUUCUUAAUGAACUUAAUGAUGAAACUAGUUUGAAAGAAUAUAUGUCGUUUCAAGAAAACUCAUGGUGUAAACAUGGAAAAUAGCAUCAGUAUUACACACUAUCCAUACUAAUUCUGCAUCUUUUGUCAGUGCACAACUUAAAAAGGGAAAACAAUAUCAACCUAAGCAAACAUCUUUGCAUAAACUGCCUUCUCCUUUUCCUUCUCUGUCUUUAUCUUCUGCUUCACUUUCUGUAUUUCCAUUUGGAUAGCUGUUGGAGGUAAGUUGGCUGUAGUUAGAUUUAUUCUGUUAUGCAAAUGAAAGCUUGCAUUUUUCCAAAUUUUACCUGUCUAGAGUACAAACUUCACCUCUUCAACUGCUUUAGAUAUACUUUCCCCUUUGCAUCAUUAGAAAUUAAUUGCUUUAAAAGUAAAGGAGGAAGCAGUUAAUAUAGUCCUCUUUAAUGUGAGUUGCACAUUAUGGUAGCUAACAUGCUCUUUCUCAGCAAUGCCUCCCCCCACCAAUUAUUGCAUUCUGGGGGAGGGGGGACUAUUCUGCAUUCUGUAAAAAUAAGAACUGCACACUUGGGUAAAGAUUCUGGCUUAGUACCAAGAAAAUGUUUCCAGUCUUCAGUAGAAGUAGUCUAGCUCACCAAUAGUGCUACAUAACCUGUGUUGCUAGAUAAAAGUCAACCAGAAAUGUUACCUUUGUCUUGAGGUGCUAUGCUUUGAGCCUUCUGCAGAUCAGCCUUUAAGGAAAAACAAGAAGACAAAUAAGGGACUUAUAAGCAAGUCUCUUGUCUUGCUAUAAUAUCUUGCAUAUUUCAGUGUAAAGUAAUAUCUUGUACACAUCUUGCAGUUUUAGCCAAAACAAAUACUAAUAUUUACCAAUGCCUGAU
Hemicordylus capensis (graceful crag lizard) is the source of this 3590-nucleotide messenger RNA. It is a transcript of the gene ETFDH, whose product is annotated as electron transfer flavoprotein dehydrogenase. Bases 317 to 2176 code for a protein of 619 amino acids. The record is from RefSeq and is a predicted model, not a curated record. Gene Ontology annotation, molecular function: electron-transferring-flavoprotein dehydrogenase activity; iron-sulfur cluster binding. Gene Ontology annotation, biological process: electron transport chain. The transcript has 13 exons. Lineage: Eukaryota; Metazoa; Chordata; Lepidosauria; Squamata; Cordylidae. Gene Ontology annotation, cellular component: mitochondrial inner membrane.